This is a messenger RNA of Exophiala viscosa, 1104 nucleotides long. RefSeq lists its product as uncharacterized. Lineage: Eukaryota; Fungi; Ascomycota; Eurotiomycetes; Chaetothyriales; Herpotrichiellaceae. The record is from RefSeq and is a predicted model, not a curated record. Bases 287 to 862 code for a protein of 191 amino acids. The transcript has 4 exons.
AUGUUGCUCGUUGAUCCUUGAGAGUUAGUAUUUACCAGUGAGUGGUUGAUGUGAAAUCCCUCAUAUGGAACAUUGCGCGAUAUUUGUGCAUGACAGACGCUAUACAUUCUCCAAACCUUUGGUACAAGGGUAUGUAUAAGUACCUGGUUCAGCGCGCAUACCCCUUCGCUCGUGUAAUCUCAGACCCCAGACCUUCGACCUUCAACCUCCGUUCUUCAAGCAAGUAUCGAAACCGGUUUCUCACCUUAACGGCCGAUUUGCUCCUAAUCUUGCCUCGAGGGGGACCAUGUUCCGGCAAAUCCAACCACAUGUUCCGACGAGGACGUUCAUGAACCAAUCCGCUCUUCUUCGGACGCGAGCCCCGAAUCCAUGCGGAUCUUCGAUCAAGACCCCUCUGUCACUACAACAGAUGAGACUUCAGGCUCCCAGAAGAACCUUUACAGAUUGUCCACAAUCCCGACCAGCCUGUGGACAAUGUUCACAUGCUCAGCAAGCCUGGAAAGAUUCCCAAAAAGUUGUUGCGCAAGCUGAAACUAGUCAGCAACCCGGUGACGACGGCGGAGCCUUCCUCGCUUGUCUUUUCGGAGGUUUUUUUGGGGGUAUAUUUAUGGGAUACCACCUGUUCAUCGAUCGGGAGUCGUGGAGUCACCAGGCUGAAGCAUUGAGAGACCGCGAGAAGGAAGAGACUGCAGAAUUCAGGAGGAAGACCCAGAAGGCACUCGAAAAUCUAGAGCGGCAGCAGAAAUAUGGAAGAACAUUAUGUGACUAUGUGACUCAUGGCACUCAAUACCCACGAGAGGAAACAGUCUUGACGGUUCGUGGCAGUCCUUGUGUUAGGUACCAUAGAUACCUAGGUAUGUAGCCGGUUUCGGUCAGUGCCGCUUUGAUGCCAGAAUUUGAACUAAGCUUGUUGCGGACAUCUGCGGCUGCCGCCUGGAAACAAUUCUCAAACCUCCUCUUUCAAGACUUCUGCCUCCUUCUUUCAUCGCCAGCUUUUGUGCGCAGUGUGCAACACAGUGAUAAUGUUUCAGUGAAGUCUUGCUGGACUCACUUUCGUUUGUUCCCACCGUCGCCUAUAUUUGACUGCUUCAAAUAUCCUCAGCG